UUUAAGAAAAAAAAAUUGUAUUUCAUUUGAAGCAAUUGCUUCCGGGGAAAAAACAAUUCCAUCCUCUUUUCUCCACUAUAUUUAACAAGAACGAGAGUAUACACGGCACGGAGAAAAAGAGCAGCUUUUCUUCGCGUCUCCUCUUCCUGUUUGCGUUUGGUUCCGUCCGUCCCUUAGCCCGCCCUCGAAGGUGAGUGCGCAUGCGCUGCUGAGGAACGCGUGUGAGGGUCGGGUCCUCCAGAUUUUUAAAGUCAGCACCUCUUGUCUCUUCAGACCAGCAAAGCAGUAAAUAAUGGUGAAAGAGAAAGAAGUUGAAUUGAUUGGCCAGAUUCUAGUGAACCCCAGACAAUCUUUGAAGGCACGCUUUCGUGCACUUUUCACCUUACGUAAUUUGGGGGGUCCAGCUGCCAUUGAAUGGAUAGGUCGAGCCUUUGAAGAUGACUCGGCUCUCCUGAAGCAUGAGCUGGCAUACUGCCUUGGUCAGAUGCAGGAUGAGAGGGCCAUCCCAGUCCUCAUUGAUGUGCUCCAGAACACAUGUCAGGAACCCAUGGUGCGCCAUGAAGCAGGCGAAGCUUUGGGUGCCAUUGGAAAUCCGAAAGUACUUGAUAUAUUGAAACAAUAUUCUGAAGAUCCUGUUGUUGAGGUAGCGGAGACAUGUCAGCUGGCUGUGAAGAGGCUGGAAUGGUUUCAGGAGCACAAGGCAAACUCUCUCGUCAAUCCUUACUCCUCUGUGGAUCCAGCACCUCCUGCUGAGGAGAAGAAUGUGGAGAAGCUGAGGCUCACCCUGCUGGAUGAGUCACAAUCACUCUUUGAGCGCUAUCAAGCUAUGUUUGCUUUAAGGAACAUUGGAGGAGAAGCUGCUGUUCUGGCACUUGCUGAUGGCCUCCAGUGUGGCAGUGCCCUCUUCCGCCAUGAGAUUGCCUAUGUGCUGGGCCAGAUGCAGCAAAAGGCCAGCAUUCCACAGCUGACGGCGUCCUUGGAGAAUGUGGCAGAGAAUCCCAUGGUGCGCCACGAGUGCGCUGAGGCUUUGGGCUCCAUUGCUAAGGAGUCCUGCCUGACCACCCUGGAGGCGUUUGCAAAGGAUGAAGAGCGAGUAGUCCGGGAGAGCUGCGAGGUGGCGCUGGACAUGUACGAUUAUGAGAACAGCACUGACUUCCAGUAUGCUGACAGUCUGAGCAAGUUGAAGGCCUUCAACUGAAGAAGCAGGACUUCUCUUAAUUGGCCUCCCACACUUUUAUUGGCUAUUUCAGUGUCAUUUGUUUUCUGUGGUUUCCAUAAGAGUGCUGGAAGGAGACCAUGUGGACGAAACCUUCAUGCCUCCGUCAUUAAUUUAUUUUUUUCUUUUGCUCUAGUUGGUGGAAGGGGGAUACCACAGCUGCUAUCAAGGACUCUGAAUUAUGUUGAUAAUGGAAAUACUUUGCAGGAAAAAAAUGCCCUUUUCUCAUGAAAACUAGUUGCCAUUUUUAUUAGCUCCCCUUAAAAGAGCUCUUCCUCACCAUAUGAGCUAGCCCCGCACAACUUGAAAAGCACCAAGACAAAUGAAGCCCACUUCUCUCUCAGGUGAAUCAUAGAAUCAUAGGGCUGGAAGCGACCUUGGAGGUCUUCUAGUCCAACCCCCUGUCUUAGGCAGAGUCCUUAAUCCAUGCUGGACAAAUGGUUGUCAAAUCUUUUCUUGAAAACCACCAGUGAUAGAGCACCAACAAAAGGCAAGCUGUUGCAUUGACUAAUCCUUCUGCCAGGAACUUUCUCCUUAGUUCCACUGAUUAGUUCUGGUGAUCCAGUGAUUGUGGAAAUAAACAGGUAGAAACAACCUGGGAGAGAUUGUCCCUCAAGUAACACAAUCCCAAACUAUGACAGGCUUUAAAGGUGACAACCGGCACCUUGAAUUACACCCAGAAGCACGCUGGAGACCAGUGCAGCUCACCAAGAGUGGUGUUACAUUUGCCAAACAAGCAUCACCCUUUACUAUCUGUACUGUUACGUUCUGCGCCAGCUGAAGCUUCUGAAUGCUCUUCAAGGGUAGCCCCAUGUAGAGUGCAUUGCAGUAAUGCUGGAUUGAUCCCUGUCACAAAGGUUAGAAAUUGAACUUCCAAAUUCACAACAAGGCUUUUCUGUUCCACAGCAAAAGAUAAAAUAUUUUCUCCGGAGAUCUACUUGGGCGUUGGACAAAAACUUCAGGGAAUUAAGAUCCUCGUCUGAACUAUUUUUCUUAUACUCAAUUCCUGUGGGGAUGGAAUUUCCACUUACAAUUACAGGCUGGGAAGGGGUUUUCCUACAUGGGAUUUAUUUCUUCAGACAUUAAUUUGGAGCCGGUCGUUAAUUUGCCAUUUUAGUGGGCUUUGAAUUUAUUUUUACUAAGCAAAGAUAAAAAUCCUAUGUUCUUUAAAUGGGUUAAUUCCACACACACACAGAGAGAGAGAGAGAGAGAGGCACCUAACUCUUGAGCUGAAUUUCACUGGUUUUACUGGUUUUGCUCCUUAAUUUGACACUCAGAAUGCCUAACCUUUGGCAAUGUGUGUUUUGCUGCAUAUAGUCAAAAUUGGAAUGUGCCCUAUUGGCAGAAGAAACCCAGUGCUUUCAGUUAAGUAGAUUAGAUCUUCAAGAUCAAACUAAUGGGAACACAGUGAAUUUCAUCUUAGCAGGGCGUGGAAAAUAUGGCCUUUAAGCUCCAUGACAGGUGAGCUGAUAAAACUCUUCAAAGGAGGAGAUAAGCUAAAUCAUUUUCCCACUGGCCUUGAGCGGGAUGGAUGGACUAUGGAAGAUUUGGGGAAUUUGGAAGGGUGAUUUUGCUUCUUGAAUGGACUAGUCUUUUUCCUUUUAGAGUUGUUUUCUAUUUAUUGUUUUAAAUUUGAAAAGCCAUCCAGAGUUGUUUUGUAGCCUAUCAUUUAGUUGAUAAAUGCAUCAAAGUCCUCUUUUUGCUUAACUGUACAGAUACACAGGGAUUCAUGGACCAUUUAUUACAAAAUGAGAAGAAGCUCAGUGCCAUCACAGCCAGAUAAUUUUGAAGUAAGGGAAGAGCAUGGUGGGGGAAAUAAAAUAAGACAAAAUAAUAUGUCUAACCUUCUCUGUGUGCGUGAGAGAGAGAGAGAAAUUCAAGAUGGCUGCUUCAAAGCCACCAUAUUGACUGGGAGUUGAAUUCCCAUAUUGGUGGUGCCCUGAACAGUCUGAACUUCUGCUACUGAGCUUGGGUGGCAAAACUGCUGGUUUUUAAAACUUCAUACGAUUGUCCCUCCUGCUGGCUUUCAUGCUUAAGGCAGGACUAGAACUUACAGUUUCCUGGAUUCUAGCUUGGUGCUUUAACCAUUACACUAAACUGGCUCUAUUUAUUUAUAUUUUCGCAGAGAAGUGUGGCAAAAUUAAGACCCUAAAUGCGCAACAAAACUCAUUUUUUUCCAAUCUAAUGAUGUCAGUGUGUCACUGACCAUGCCCACUCCUGCCUACCUGCAAGUAAUUUUUUUUUAAUUUGCAUUUAUAUCCCGCCCUUCUCCGAAGACUCAGGGCGGCUUACACUAUGUCAAGCAAUAGUCUUCAUCCAUUUGUAUAUUAUAUACAAAGUCAACUUAUUGCCCCCAACAAUCUGGGUCCUCAUUUUACCUACCUUAUAAAGGAUGGAAGGCUGAGUCAACCUUGGGCCUGGUGGGACUUGAACCUGCAGUAAUUGCAAGCAGCUGCUGUUAAUAACAGACUGUUUUACCAGUCUGAGCCACAUGAGGCCCUCAUUCAUUAACUGCACUCUUUGAUCUCUUGGAAGGCUCCUGACUGCUGUAUUUUGUCUUUCUAACAGGAGAGGAGAAAGAUAGGAAAUUGGAUUUGCUUCCCCAUCAGCAGGAGGAUGUCUGACGAAAGAAACUAAAAAUAGAAUUAUGGACAGUUUGUUCUAAAGGAUAAUUGCUGUUUUUGUUUGGGACAGAAGGUGGGGCUGGAACAGAUUGAGAGGUCUAAGGGGUGGAGCUUGAGAGAUAUUUAUUUAUUUAUUUAUUUAUUUAUUUAUUUAUAUUUAUAUACCGCCCUAUCUCCCUAAGGACUCAGGACGGUUCACAGGCAGUUAAAACACACAUAAAUACAGAUUAAAAACAACAAUUAAAAAACUUAUUCUAUAGCCUAAUUUUUAAAACAAUAUAAAUAAUAAAAACCCCUUAAAACCAAUUUUUUAAAAAUCUAAUCCAGUCCCGCGCAGAUGAAUAGGUGUGUUUUAAGCUCGUGACGAAAGGUUCGGAGGUCCGGAAGUUGACGAAGUCCUGGAGGGAGUUCGUUCCAGAGGGUGGGAGCCCCCACAGAGAAGGCCCUUCCCCUGGGUGUCGCCAGACGGCACUGCCUAGCUGACGGCACCCUGAGGAGUCCCUCCCUGUGAGAGCGCACGGGUCGGUGAGAGGUAUUUGGUAGCAGUAGGCGGUCCCGUAAAUAGCCGGCCCUAUGCCAUGGAGCGCUUUAAAGAUUGUCACCAGCACCUUGAAGCGCACCCGGAAGGCCACAGGUAGCCAGUGCAGUCUGCGCAGGAUAGGUGUCACA
Ahaetulla prasina is the source of this 4509-nucleotide messenger RNA. Its product is annotated as deoxyhypusine hydroxylase-like. The coding region runs from base 293 to 1198 and encodes 301 amino acids. The record is from RefSeq and is a predicted model, not a curated record. Gene Ontology annotation, molecular function: deoxyhypusine monooxygenase activity. Lineage: Eukaryota; Metazoa; Chordata; Lepidosauria; Squamata; Colubridae. Gene Ontology annotation, biological process: peptidyl-hypusine biosynthetic process. The transcript has 5 exons.